This is a messenger RNA of Phlebotomus papatasi, 381 nucleotides long. Its product is annotated as GSK-3-binding protein FRAT2-like. The coding region runs from base 1 to 381 and encodes 126 amino acids. Lineage: Eukaryota; Metazoa; Arthropoda; Insecta; Diptera; Psychodidae. Gene Ontology annotation, cellular component: cytoplasm. The transcript has a single exon. The record is from RefSeq and is a predicted model, not a curated record.
AUGCCCAGCAAGCAGGCAAAUGAUGUGUUGGCUGUUGAAGAAUUAGUGCAUGAAAUAAAGGAGAAUCUUCGACUGAAGGCCCGACCGUCCCAUCAUCCAAAUCGCAGCUCAAGACCAUCACCCUAUCACAUCCCAUGUCGAUCAUGGAGCGAUGGAUGUACAGAGAAGCACCAUCAUCAUUCCACGGGAAAGAAAGAUGUCGAUCCUGCCAGUAUCGAUGACCCUUAUGAAUUGCUGCAGGCCCUCAUUAAGAGUAACAACCUGGUCAAGGAGGCCGUUAGGCGUCUUCAACUGAAUCUCUCGCCCAAGCAACGAUACUUCUACGAAAGUGACGAUGAAUCCAGAUCACCUCUAUUAAGGAUGUGUCACCUUGAAAUAUAA